AGAGCUGCAAGCCCCCCUCCGCUCUGCAGCCACGUUUUCUCCUUUCUUUGUCUUCUUCUUCUUCUUCUUCUUCUUCUUCUUCUUCUUCUCUCGCGGGUUUGGCUGCAAUUCACUGUCAAAUCCAACCGUUCUCUCUCCUUAUUUGCCAGAAAAUACGUUCAGCAGUACUCCGUGAUCUUCCUUUUUCUUCCAUUACCAUAUCGUUUAUUUCGUUUUUGCUGUGAGGUUGCCGCGUAAUUUGAUAGAGAAGCGUAGCGGAUUCCGGCCACUCUUCGUCGUUUUCUUGUUUUUUCCGGCAGGCAAAACCUCCAGAAAGCUCUUAGGUUAGUUUGGCAGUGUUUUAGGUUUCAUUUCAGGUAAGUUUUGGUGGAGCUUUUGAAGGGAACUAAUUUGUGGUAAAAUAUAAUCAAUCAUUUAUCAUGUCUAAUCAGAUUCUGCAAUCAGAUCACAUUUCUGGUAGAAGAACCGGGAAACCUGUGUAUCCUUACCAAUCAGCUUGGAUGUCUCAUUGGGUGCCCGCAAGUUCAACCAAGGCUCAUGGUCAUUUGUCACCUAAUUAUGAGUUCAAAGAAGAUACAGGUGAUGCUAAAACGCAUAAUUUACUAGGCGGACUUCGGAUGGAGACUAGUGAUAUUAUACUUUCGAAGGAAUUUAAAGAAGUAUCAGAAGCAAAAAGAGUUGAUGUCAUUAAUGAAACACCGAAGAUGGUACCAGGAGAAUUAGAUAUCCAAUCCUUUAAUGCAUCCAAUAUACGAUAUCAAGACUGUAAUAUAGAUUCAUCGAAUAACCAAGACACCAUGUGUUGUGGGAAAACUCAAAAAUCUCAAAUUGAUCUUAAUCAUGUAUAUAACCCGCUGACACUAAGUAGAAGUGAGAGUCAAUUACCCUUGAGGCCUGGACAGGAUCAUUCUGAAAUGGAUUCUUUGCUUAGAGGAAAUUAUUUUCAUUCGGAAGGUAAAUCAUGCAAACCAGAGAUGGAAACUUCUUACUUUCCUGAAAUGAGCUUAUUAGCUACCUCAACAUCUUUUCAGAAUGAUAAAGGACCAAGUUCUAAAAUUGUGCCAUAUGGAUUUAUGGGUGAAGGGGUUCCAAUGGAGUCUUUGAUGGUCAGGCAAGAAAAAAGUAAUCGAUCUGCCCCCAUGUUUGCAUCCAAAGAAGAUUUCGUGGAUAAGUGCCAGUCUACCUUUUUCAUUCACGGAAAGAGAUCAGGAAGCCCAUUAGACCAUAAAAGAUCAAGAGCGUCAUUUUUAAGUCAAAAUGAUAAACCUGCGCUAUUGAAUGAUUGUCCGCCUAGUGACUGUCAGCUUCCAGUUUCUGCUAGUAAAUGUGAGAAGAUGCAGAAUAAUCCUGGCAGUAGCUUGUGUCUGAAUCAUUGCCUUCCUUCAACAAUGGUGACAGGAACGGAAAAGCUAUAUCCUGGAUGUUAUUCACUACCAACAAUAGCCUCUUCUGCAGAUGUAAAGACUAUGAGAAUAUGCACCACCUUUGAUUCUGUGCGAGAGUUUUCCAGGGGGCUUCCCAACUUUUCUCAAACAGCACGCCAUUUACUGAUCACAGAGGAGACUGAUGUAAACACGUCUGAAAAAGGCCAACUUUUCAGAGAGUCAACGGUUUCCCUAAAAUUGAAAGGGAAAAUGUUUACUGAAUUUCUCAAUUCUCCUCCUGAUUUUGGUCUUCAUUGUCAGCAUGCUGUGAAGUUGCAACCUAUCCGGAGCUCUACAGAAAAUGAAGGGAAGGAAUGCAUUGGAGAUAUUAAGACUCCUACAGUUUGUAUAAAGAAUGAAUCAUCGGCUGAAACUGAUACUAUGGACAUGGAUGCUUUUAAUAAUAAUUCUGGUACACCUGUGAGGUAUCCUAUCCAUUUAGGUGGGGUCUCAUCGUCACUAAAUAAGGAUACUAAAGGUGGGAAAAAUCCAUCAACAUCCUUGGCUGCUAUUGCUUCAGCUAGAGAAGAUGCUGGUAGUGGAGUACCGAAUACUGAACUAACCACCUCAAGCCAAGAGCUUCUUGCUAUCCCAGGUAGGGAAAGCUCUGCAGAUGACAAGGAGACAAGCACCUCAAGAACUCAGAGUUUGGAUGUGGAACACCUCCUUUCCAAUGCUGAGCAGCCCACAAAUAACAAACCUGGUUCAUCUCUACAUGGUUGUGUAGAAGACGAGCUAGGCAGCAGAUGGGUCAAACGUCUGAGGAGAAGUGUUUCAGAUUCUUUUGGUCACGGUACUAAGAUCUUAAAAAUGGGACAAACUUGUUCAGUUGGAAAACUUCAGAAGGACCCUAGCAAAAGUUGGAACCACAAUGUAAUAAAUUCAGAACCUAAACAGGCUGAAUAUGCCAAAGCAGAUGUGUUAGAUCAGCCUGCAACCUUUUUGAAGGACAGUGAGGCCUGUUUACCAGGUGGGAAAGAAAAGAACGAAGAGAUAACAUUUUCUCAUCCCUGGAUUAGGAGGUGGUGUCAUAAAAAAGCUGUGUCCCCUGAAGAGAAGUCUGAAGGAGUUUGUGAGCCACAAAGUUCAAAGGAAAUUUUGGGUGAAUUUGAAAAGAAGCAGUUUCCAAGCAUUGCUGCCAUGGCUCUGGUCGGCAAGGCCAUGAAUGGUCUUAGCCCAUGUGAAAUUAGGAAAAGUGGCUCUGUAAUAAUUUGGAAUACCAAAGGGUUUUAGACAAUUGAAAUUGAUGGUAAGUUUGAGCUUAAGCAGUUGAUCGGACAGCAGCUGGUUGUCUCGGUGAUCGACAACAGGAACUCGAGAAGAGAUGUCUGGCAGUCCACCCCAAUCAAGUCAGUUGCAGGAUGUGGGCGUUUUGUACCCAAAUUUUUUGCUUUGGUGUGUACUUGCUUUUCUUUUGUUCGUAGCUCUUCUCUCAUCCUGCUCCCCCAAAUAUAUCAACAAUAUGUAUAGGGUAUUUGAGAAGUAUUGGGAUUGCUUAUUUUUGAAAUGGGCUUGUUUGAGUGCAUGAUGUCCUGAGUUGAUUUCAAGUAGGUAGAAUUCCCUCGCCCCA
Carica papaya (papaya) is the source of this 2994-nucleotide messenger RNA. RefSeq lists its product as uncharacterized. Gene Ontology annotation, biological process: regulation of photomorphogenesis. The record is from RefSeq and is a predicted model, not a curated record. Lineage: Eukaryota; Viridiplantae; Streptophyta; Magnoliopsida; Brassicales; Caricaceae.